Molecule: messenger RNA, 2008 nt
Organism: Aspergillus homomorphus CBS 101889
Lineage: Eukaryota; Fungi; Ascomycota; Eurotiomycetes; Eurotiales; Aspergillaceae
Product: spermidine synthase
Exons: 4
Coding region: 160-1794 (544 amino acids)
Source: RefSeq, a predicted model, not a curated record
GAACAACUUGCACAUAUCAGGUCUGUCUACAGAGUAUGGCUGUUCGACUGUCUAUCUGAAAAAGAAGGAUAGCUCCGUGGCCAAAAAGACUCUGGUUAGCUUCAAGUUCACUCAAUUCCUAUUGUUCUGGCAGAUCAUUUUCUUCCAAGAUCUGACACCAUGUCUUUUCCUGGCGGUCUCUUUCAGCAGCGCACCACCAAACAGCUGGUGACCGGCGCAGCCCUGCUCAUUCUCACCGCGUUCUAUUCGCCUUUGACCGUUCUGACGCUGGCCCCUGUCUAUGGUACUCACGGUACCCAUGUGUUCCAUGCCUAUGGAGUUGCAAUCGUGGGAGCCAUGGGAUGGUUCAUGAAGGACCACAUCCAGCGACUGUCCGGCCGCAAGGCGGUCUAUUUCGUCCCUGUCGUUGCCUUCUGGAUUCCCACCAUCCAAACUUUCCUAUUCUCGUCAAGCUCUGUCCUAGGAAAUCCCGUUGGUCCCAUCUUCACCGAGAUUGCGGCCUAUUACCCAUUGGUCAUUCUCUCCGUCGCUUGCGCUGGCAAGCUGGUGCAGGCCGGCCUGGAUCUGGGCCGCCACGGUGAAGCCGUUGUGGAGCACGUCCCUCUCCUCUCCUCAUACGUGAUUUACAAGGUCGGCGAGAAAAUCGCCAAGAUCUUCCUGGCGAAGUUCAUCGGAUCGACUAUCCUUCUCAGUCGUGCUGGUUUGCAGCUCUUGUUGCCUAUCCUGUACUCUGUCGUCGUCCCCUCCAAAUUCCUUCUCUUUGCACUCCCCUCUCUGCUCCUCUCCGUUACCUCCAAUGUGCAUCUCAGUACGAAUACCCUGAACUCGUACUUGAACGAUGAGGGCUUCGCGCUCGUUGCCCGUCAGGACUCCAACACGGGAUACAUCUCGGUUCUCGAUAACCUGAACGAUGGCUUCCGGGUCAUGCGAUGCGACCACAGCUUGCUGGGAGGCCAGUGGACCAGGAUGCCGCGCGGUUAUAACCCUGCCACCUUGGACCCAAUCUAUGCAGUCUUUACCAUGCUCGAGGCCGUUCGCCUGGUUGAGACCGACCACGGUGAGGCCCGCGUGGACGCCAACAGCAAGGCGCUCGUCAUUGGUCUCGGUGUGGGAACCACUCCUUCCGCCCUGAUCGAGCACGGCAUUGAGACGACCAUCGUGGAAAUCGACCCCGUCGUGCACCAGUACGCAUUGGAAUACUUCCACCUCCCCUCCAACCACAUCGCCGUCAUCGAGGACGCCACCACCUUCGUGGAGCGAUCCCCCAAGGCUCAGUACGACUACAUCGUGCACGACGUCUUCACCGGAGGCGCCGAGCCCCUGGAGCUCUUCACCAUCGAAUUCAUCGAAAGACUAGCCUCCCUCCUGAAAGACGACGGAGUCAUCGCCCUGAACUACGCCGGCGACAUCACCCUCUACCCCGCCGCGCUCACCAUCCGCACCAUCCAAGCCGUCUUCCCCACGUGCCGCGUCUUCCGCGAAUCCUCCGACACAGACGACCUGACCGGCGACUUCACCAACAUGGUCAUCUUCUGCAAAAAGAGCGCCGCCACCCCGCUGCGCUUCCGCCAGCCCCUCGCCAAGGACUACCUGGGUAGCAAGUUCCGCGAGGACCACCUACUCCCCAAGCACGAGGUCGACCCCGCCCGCUUCGAGGUCAUCGAGCCCAACGGCCGCCGUCUGUUGACCUCCCGCGAGACACACCUGCUGCACAAGUACCAGGAUCGCUCUGCGCUAGAGCACUGGCAGAUCAUGCGCACGGUGCUGCCGGACCUCGUGUGGGAGUAUUGGUAGUGGAUUCCUGCUGCCGACAGAUAUAUUCAUAUAUUUUGCUGGGAUCUCUUCUCUCUCUGUCCCCGGCUUUUGGUGUUCUUGUUAUCACACUGUGUCAACAAAGUAUGUAUGGAUAGGUGCACUGGUGCUCUUACACGCAAGAAAAGUUUGGCUCAGUCGCGUGUAAUAAUAUUUUGAAAACUAGAUUUAUCUUAAUGGUUUGGAUUCUUUCUGG